AUGAAGUUCUCUCUCAUCGCCGUUGGCUUUGCUGCCCUCGCCGCCGCUGCUCCUCUGAGCACCCGCCAGAACAAUGUCUUCUCCACCCAGACUUUCAACGACCUCUCCAUCAGCGGUGGCACUGCCGGCAACGCGGAGCAGGAGGCCCUUGACAAGCUCGCUGGUCUCCCCACCGACCUGACCCAGGUCAGCAAGGCCGACCUCGACUUCCUCAACAGCGUCAACCAGAUCGCCAACGACGCUGAGAAGGAGGCCUUCAACCCCGCCAUUGAGGCCGCCACCGGCGACGAGGCCGAUGCUCUCCAGCGUGGCAAGAUCAAGAACAAGGUCCUUAAGCUCACCGCGACCGUGCUGAAGCUGCAGGCUCAGCAGGCCCAAGGCAAAGACGUCUCCGCCAAGAUGGCCGAGGAGCAGAAGAAGCUCGACAACAACAUCGCCCAGGAUGUCGCCGAGGCUGGCAACGAGUCGACCGCCCUCGACUUCGAUGCUUCCACCGCAUAA
This is a messenger RNA of Colletotrichum spaethianum, 501 nucleotides long. RefSeq lists its product as uncharacterized. The coding region runs from base 1 to 501 and encodes 166 amino acids. The record is from RefSeq and is a predicted model, not a curated record. The transcript has 2 exons. Lineage: Eukaryota; Fungi; Ascomycota; Sordariomycetes; Glomerellales; Glomerellaceae.